AUGCUGCAGCAAAUUCUGCGUGAUAUGUACAUUGACCCAGAGCUCCUGGCGGAGCUGAAUGAGGACCAAAAGCAGAUCUUGUUUUACAAAAUGAGAGAAGAGCAGCUGAGGCGCUGGAAGGAGAGGGAAGAGAAAGCACGAGUGGAAGAGACUAUGGUGAGAAAGACAGCGAGAUGCAAACAAAGUAAUGGCAAACAUGUGCAGUGGCUACAUGGGAAGGAUGGUGAGGUCUGGGUGUGGGUUAUGGGAGAAGCCCCAGGUGACAAGCCGUAUGAGCAGAUAUCUGAGGAGCUAAUAGCAGAGCGAGCCAGGCAACAAGCACAGAAGGAGGCAGAAGAACUAUGGAGGAAAAAGGAGGCAGAAAUUACAAAAAAAUUCCGAGAUGCUAUGGCUCAAGAAAAAGCCAGAAUAGUGGCAGAAAAAUGGAAAGUAGAAAUAGAAGAUCGGAAAGCAGCCAAGUUGGUGGAGGAAAAAAUUCAAGAGGAACUGAAGAAAAGAGAAGAAGAAGAAAGACAAAAAGGUGAAGAACAAAUACGACAGCAGGAGGAAAUCCGGGCAAGAGAGCUGUAUUUGAGCCUCAAGCAAGCUCAGCAGCACGGGCAGCACAGUGAUAAUGACCAAGAGUGGGAAGAACAGUUGCGUCGCUCCAAAGCUGCAGAUGAGGAGAGGAGCCACCAAGCGCGCCGGGCCCGGGACGAAUACCGGCGACAAUCCUUGCGAGCCAUCCAGAAGGGAAGAGUGGCCGGACUGAGUAAUUUGUUCAAGGGGACGAGCCUGAAUAAUGAGCCGGAGGCAAAACUGAACGACAGUCCAAGCCCUUUGCUGUCUCUCGCUGUUCCAUCCAGUAAAAUUUGGGAGCGUCCCUCUAGACCCUUUUCCCGAGAAGUCAUCAUUCACUGGUUCAAAGAAGAGCAGCUUCCUCGACGUGCUGGAUUUGAGAGGAACACCAACAGGAUUGCUACGUGGUUUCACGGUAUUAUCAGUCGCCAGGAGGCAGAAGAGCUGCUAAUGAAUAAGUCUGAGGGAUCGUUCCUGGUGCGGGUCAGUGAGAAGAUCUGGGGCUACGCGUUGUCUUACCGCCAACAAAGCGGGUUCAAGCACUUUCUGGUUGACGCUUCGGGGGAUUUUUACAGCUUCUUGGGGGUAGAUCCAAACCGACACGCAACCCUCACAGAUCUUAUUGAUUUUCACAAGGAGGAAAUCAUCACAUCUUCAGGUGGGGAGUUACUGUUGGAGCCAUGUGGGCAGCAGAAGAACCCACCAGACUACAGCCCUUUAUUUGAAUAACGAUUUAGGACUAAUAAGAAUAAAUUUUUGGGUAGUCCAAUAAUGCAUAGGUACACAAAUAAAUGCAAAUUACAAAAUUAAAUGAACUUUCAAAGCCACUUGUCUUGUGGCCAAAGCUAUCCUCAUUAGAAUGUCCGAGAUAUUUCUGUUUCAUCUAAACAUGUUAAAUUGCUGACAGAUUAGAAGAAUGGGAAGUAUUCCCAGAAAUUCUUUCAGGGCUUGUGGACAGCUGCAUUGAAAGCUAAGGUUCUCUCGAUUUUCACCUAAUGUAUAAAACUGAAAAUGCAGAAUUACAUAAUUCUAACGGCAUGAACUACAGCAAGUUUACAAAUCACUCAGUGGUGGAAAUACAGUUUUUCUGAAUGGGAGUAAAUUU
Nothoprocta perdicaria is the source of this 1663-nucleotide messenger RNA. RefSeq names its product SH2 domain containing 4B (gene SH2D4B). The transcript is spliced from 8 exons. The record is from RefSeq and is a predicted model, not a curated record. Gene Ontology annotation, cellular component: cytoplasm. The coding region runs from base 1 to 1287 and encodes 428 amino acids. NCBI's taxonomy places the organism in Eukaryota, Metazoa, Chordata, Aves, Tinamiformes, Tinamidae.